AUGAAUAAACCUCCCAACACUACGGUUAUCUUCAAAGAUAUACCGCCAGAGACCUCCAAUUGGCUAGUGGGGAUUGAUACCAAGUUUUUCAGUAUAAAUCAAUUACUCAAAGGUAUCAAGAAUAUUCCUCGGGGCUUACAUUAUCUUCAUUAUUCCUUACCCACAGUGAGUACUGAAAAUUCCAUUGAAGCUACACAAACAAGUAUACGGUAUGGUAGUUGGAUAGAUUGCCAGGAUGAUGUCAUAUUUCUUGUUUGGGACCCUAGGAUUGAAAAGUUUCAUCUUGUGGAUGAAAAUAAUAACUUGGAGAGCUUAAAUUACUCCAAAUAUAUUUCUUCCUUAGGAGAUAUUUAUAACCACACCAUUGAAUACCCCGAGGAUCAAACUCAGUGGACGACUUUAAUCAAUUGUUUGGAUAUGGAAUUAGUCCAAGAGUUUUUACCGUACAUCAGCAUGAAAUAUACUGACGAAAUCAAUACUGUCACUCCAUCAAGGGAAGAGAAUAUGAUUCUCCUUGAUCAAUUACAACAAAAAGACAGUUCCAGGCACUAUGAAGAUCCUAAACAAGAAGAGUUGAAAUACACCAUCAUCCAGUUCAAGAAAAAUAGACCAAAUGCAUCUGUGGAAGAAAUUAGUGCUGAUUACCUCGAUAAAUCAUGGUAUAUUGAAGAAUUGUAUGGAUCCGACACUGAUUUGUUGUUGGGAGAGUUGCAAUUGAGUUUCUUGAUGUUUGUGAUCAUCGGAAACUUCUGUUCGGGGUUACAAUGGAUGAAUCUUUUGAAACUCAUCUCUAUGAGUAAGAGCUUUUCAGAUAAUAAGCAUUUUAACUUGAAGUUUUUGAAGGUGUUCAAAGCUCAGUUAGAACAGUUACCCGAGGAAUAUGUCGAAGAUACUGUUUCUUUGAACAGUGCUGUGGACACGAAGAACUUCAUUGGUAUUUUGGAGAAUUUUGUCAGAGACAUUUACCAUGAGAAAUGGAACGAAGAUUGUUGUGGGAAAAUGAAAAUGAACGGUAUGAUCAAUCAACAAUGGCAAUCAGUGAAAGAGCUCAUCAGAAACAAAUUUCAUAUUGACUUAUCAACCCUUCAACCCCUGAUAGAUGAUGAUAAAUUCGAAGUGUUUGAUCUCAAAGAUUAUGAUGAAAAUGAUGAAGAUUCUCCAGCAAUUGCAUGA
Yamadazyma jaroonii is the source of this 1173-nucleotide messenger RNA. NCBI's taxonomy places the organism in Eukaryota, Fungi, Ascomycota, Pichiomycetes, Serinales, Debaryomycetaceae. The record is from the annotation of a GenBank genome assembly.